Messenger RNA from Harpegnathos saltator (Jerdon's jumping ant), 2056 nucleotides. RefSeq lists its product as uncharacterized. The transcript has 5 exons. The record is from RefSeq and is a predicted model, not a curated record. The coding region runs from base 892 to 1248 and encodes 118 amino acids. NCBI's taxonomy places the organism in Eukaryota, Metazoa, Arthropoda, Insecta, Hymenoptera, Formicidae.
AGAGAGAGAGAGAGAGAGAGAGAGAGAGAGAGAGAGCAAGAGAGCGAGAAAGAGAAAACGACAAUCCUUCGUCGCUGCAUGCCAGGUGAAUACUCGCUCGAGGAAGCAGGUGCGAGGUCGCGAUCUGGAGGACUCGUCGCUGCGACCGGUGCCCCAGGCCUCUCGUUGUAGCUCGGUGCGAAAUCCGGGCCUUUAUCAACUCGACUCCGCCGGCGGCCUUGGCCGAUCCACCAACGACCACGACAUCCUCGACGUCGGCAUCCUCAACGAGCGGUGACACACGCGUAUAUAUGUAACGCCGUGGUGUGUCAAUGUGUCAGUGCGUGCGCGGUGAAACACACACCACCUGUGGCACAUCCGUCGUAUUUACAUUGCGGUCUGUCAUACGUGUUGAGGAGAGAAGCGACGGCAGAUCCAGCUGGUAUCGCGAAUUCUCCCGGAAUACCGAUUGAACCGAUCGGUCGGGAUUUGAAACCGACAUAAUUUCGUCGCGUGCUCGUUUACGAGCCACCCGCGGUAAGGCGAUAUAAAAAAUUCACUUGAUGAACGGCUCCAUUUGAAUGUACGGUCACUCGAGAAAACGCACUGCAUCGCAGAUGUGAGUGCUUCAAAAAUACACGAUCGAUUCGGCAAUUUAUCUUAUGAAGCAAUUGGCAUGGUAAGCGUGACGAUUUAUCUGGUUCUAUUAAGGAAAGAAAGAAAAGUCAUCUGCUGCAACACGGACUUAACUUGCCUUUGUUGAGAAACAGAUUUAACUCAUACGUAUUUCUCCUGCGCGUCUUCAUCACCGAAAGUUCUCACCAGUCGAAAUUCCGCUGCUUUCAACCCCCGUCGAACACUGACCGGACUAGGGCACUAGAGAGCUGCCAUCGUUAAUGAUAUUUGGAUCGGAUGCCCGUUUCAUUCCGCUCUACCGACAUGGACGAACACGAGAAGAAUUUGAUGACGGGGACGUUGGAGCAGAGGAAGGAGGCCUUUAAGGAGGACGAGGAGCUCAUGAGGGAGACUACGAAAUUCGUCACCGAUGUGAUAGAGACCGCCGCUACGGAAGCCUCCAAGAGGAAAGUUCAAUCGGAGGGAGCUGAUGCGGGUGAAGGCAGUAGAUUGAAGGGUGGCGAUACCAUCGCUGGCUGGAACAACCGAGCGCGCGGAUUCUGCAAUCGUAUUCUGAACGCCCUCUGCCCUUGCUUCAGCAACCAUGAACUGUUCGCCUGGACUCCGUACCGGUAUCGCUUCACAAGACCUUAACCGUUCGAUGACUUCCGGACUUUCCGUUCCGUCGUGCGAGCUUGCGAUUGACGCAAAACCAAACGUAGAAUUAAGUUUCUCAUUGUCAAUUCGAUCUCGCGUCUCUCACAGGCCGUCACGGAGUCGUCACUGACGUCUUCUGCUUGAGAAAAUGUCGACGCGAUUUUCUAAUUUCGAUGUAGGCUGACAGCCGGUACGAUGUCGUGAAAAUAAGCCGAAUAUGGCGAAGGACAACUGCAUCCGCGUUCGAUGGAAAGCACAAGUAAUUAAUUGUAAUUAAUUGGAUGUUGCUCUCGUGCGCGUCUUAUUUCGCAGCACGAUGCGAUGCGAUGCGCGCGUCGCGCGCAGUUCGAACACCGCAACAAUGGAUUUCUUUGGCUUUACUCCGAUAAAGUACAAACGACCGUAAAUGUUACAUGUCAACUGUUAGAUGAGGGAGCGGGGAUACGCCUUCCAAUUCUAUGAGUUUCCCGAAUGAACACUCCUAGACAGCAUUGCCGCGACGUGACUUACAGUUCCUCGCGUGUAUUCGCAAUUUUCAAAUUUGCCGUCGAUCGAGCAAAUAUACGAGGGGACAUUUUCGUACGCAAUCAAGAGAGACGCACGGUAUAUUUUGGCCAUUUCAUCGUUUUCUCUGUACUGGUUGGCAGAGUGGACGAUGUAUGUAUAAGUUAGUUUUAUAUCGUGUAAAGAUUGAGGGAUUGUGUUCCAAGGGAUUAGAAAGCAUACAACAAACAAAGUAUAUAGCUAAGGAAAAUGUACAAUGUACAAUGUACAAUGACGUUAUGUACACGAUCGAGGCUUGUAG